Molecule: messenger RNA, 2204 nt
Organism: Danio rerio (zebrafish)
Lineage: Eukaryota; Metazoa; Chordata; Actinopteri; Cypriniformes; Danionidae
Source: RefSeq, a predicted model, not a curated record
AGCUGCAUGUCAAGACAGACACUUCAUCAGAUCUUCUGUUUUAAGCAACGACACCUGUGAAGAUGUCCAAUCCCUCCGCUUAAAACCGCACCUGCUAGAAGAGAAGAUGUCCACAAGCCUGCCCGAAGAGGAUCUGUCCUGUCCAGUGUGCUGCGAGAUCUUCCAGGAUCCGGUGCUCCUGCCUUGUAGCCACAGCUUCUGCAGGAGAUGUUUGGAGCGUUUCUGGAAGAGUGCCCUGCUUCGCAGCUGCCCUGUCUGCAGGAGAAGAGCCUCCAAGAAAAGCCCUCCUUCAAACCGGGCCCUCAAAAACCUGUGCGAAGCCUUUCAGCUGGGAAAAGGCCAGGGGAAUGCAUCAGGAUCCAACCUCCUCUGCUGGAGACAUGGGGAGAAGCUUAAACUCUUCUGUCUGGUGGAUCAGGAGCCCAUUUGUGUGGUUUGCCAAGCCUCAAAAAUGCACAAAGGUCACGACUGCUCUCCCACAGAAGAGGCGGCUCUCGAAUGCAAGGAUAAAAUCUCUUCUGCCAUUAUGGUUCUUCAACAAAAGCUGGAAGUAUUUAAUAAAGCAAGACAGUCUUCAGCCUUUAUCUUGGAGCACAUUAAAACGCAGGCCCAGCGGGUCGAAAGACAAAUGAAGGAAGAGUUUCUCAAGCUUCAUCAGUUUCUUUAUGCGGAGGAAGAGCGCAGGCUAUCAGCACUCAAGGAGGAGGAAGAGCAGUGUGUCACGGCUGUGAAGAGCAGAGAUGAAGAUUACACAAGGAGUAUUGGAUCUCUCACUGAAUUAAUCAACACAAUGGAGCAAACUCUGAAAGCUGAGGAUUUAACACUGCUGCAGAACUUCAAAGCUACAAUAGAGGGAACAUGGAGCACAUUGCAAGAUCCAGAACGCAUGUCAGGAUGUUUGGUGGAUGAAUCAAAAUAUCUUGGGAAUCUGAAGUACAAGGUCUGGGAGAAGAUGCAGACAAUUGCUCCUUACAGCCCACUAAUUCUAGACCCAAACUCAGCUCACCCAUGCUUGACACUAUCAGAUGACUUGACCAGUCUCCACUACAGCACCCCAAACCAAGGUCUUCCUAGUAACCCUGAGCGUUUCCAUAUCAGCGCAGAGGUGCUGGGCUGUACGGCUUUUAACUCAUCCAGCCACAACUGGGAAAUUGAAGUAGGGGACAAUGAGGACUGGAUCCUGGGCUUGGCCAGUGAGAGUGUGAAGAGAGAUCAGGAAGUUCCUGCAAGACCAGAGAAUGGUUUCUGGACCAUCUGUUUUCGUGAUGAGCAAUACAGGGCGAUGUCAUCACCUCCAACUGCUCUACAAGUAGAGAAAAAACUGCAGAGGGUCUUGAUUCAGCUGAACUGGGACAAAGGGGAGGUGGUUUUCUUAAACCCAUCAUACCAAGAAGUUAUUUACACUUUUAAACAUGCCUUUACAGAAAAGCUACUGCCGUAUUUCUACACACAAAGCAAACAUCCUCUGCGAGUCCUAUCCAAGCCUGUGUUGCUUUCUAUAAAUUAAGAUGUCAAUUAAAAUACUGGAGGGAAAUUAUAUUUAUCUAGAAUAGUGGUUCCCAACUCAGGUUCUUCUAACCCUCUAGCACAUUUUAUUUGGCUACGUCCAAAAACUUAUAAAGAUGAAUUAUUGCCCUGCUGCCCCAUCAGGCAGUUACUUGGAGUCUCAUAAUAAAACUGAUUUGAAACUUCUGAGAGAGCAUAACAGCAGGUACAACAAAAUAGAGAACAUUUUGGUAUUAUCUAAUGCGAACAUUUGCUCACUACAUUACUAACUUUUAAGUAGAAAUGCCAUCAAAAUUGGAAAAUAUUGGUCAAAAUUAUUCAAACACAAAAUUACUCCCAAGCCAACCUUCAACAUGCCAUCUUUACUAUUUAGCUCAUCAGAAAUGGAACACACAUCACUGUAGGAUGUCCAAGACAGCAAAGGUUAAGUCAGAUUAAGUUUUGUUAACAGAUGGAAAGUGAAGCUUUGUUUGGAUUCAUAUGUGCCCUGCCCUUGAUGCAUUGGAAUCUAGUAGUCUUUUGAAGGCAGCCUUUUCUAAAUUUCUAAAUAUAGUCCAUUUGAAACGCAAAUGCAGAUCAUCACCAUAAUGGACACCACUGUUCUAAAGGCAAACUGUGAAAAAGAUAAUCAUUGCUUAAAGCAGGGGUGUCUAAACUCGGCUUGAAGGGCCGGUGUCCUGGAGAGUUUAGCUCCAACC